AGUUUGUUGCUGUGGCUUCUCAUGUUCUUUGCACGGAUUACAAAUAUGGCGGGUGUUUUUGCCAUUGCUCUCGAGAACUCGGCCAGUGUUGUUACCGUAUAGAAAGUGAUUUCAGAACAGGCUUAUUUUGCAAUGACUGCAUACAAACGCGUACAGCAAUGGAAUACAUUUGCUCGGGUUUGGCAUCUCUACGAUGCUACAUGGCAAAAUCCGUUUGAAUCUGCUCAGAGAAUAAUGAAAUAUCUUAAGGGUUUACACAAGCCAAUCUAUCAUCCUCUCAAUGACUGUGGUGAUCAUGUGGUGGUGAUAAAUAGUGGGGAAAUUGCACUGCUAGGUGAUGAGUGGCGGAAACGGGUUUACUUCCAUCACACAGGAUAUCCAGGUGGUGCUACAUGGACAUUGGCUUGGGAACUUCAUGAUAAAGAUCCUACAAUGAUUAUGAAGAAAGCCGUUUAUAAUGUUAUGGACGGCAAUCUUCAGCGUCGAUACACAAUGCAAAGGCUUCACAUCUACCCUGAUGAUGAUGUUCCUGAAAAGAUCAAGCAGAACAUUACAAAUCAAAUCAGACAGUUGCGUCCGGUACCAAAGCGACUUGACCGUUAUGCUCCCGAGGAGGUGCAACGGUUUCCGAAGGUCAUGGACUGGCCAAAGAAUUAUAUCUUACGUUGAUAGCCCGAAUCUUUAAGACAGUUUACUUUGUACAGAAUUAUUGUGAAGUUGCUUUACUUUAAACCAAAAAUAAAAAUUGUAGGUUAUGAA
Messenger RNA from Zootermopsis nevadensis, 759 nucleotides. It is a transcript of the gene mRpL13, whose product is annotated as mitochondrial ribosomal protein L13. Lineage: Eukaryota; Metazoa; Arthropoda; Insecta; Blattodea; Termopsidae. The record is from RefSeq and is a predicted model, not a curated record. Gene Ontology annotation, biological process: negative regulation of translation; translation. Gene Ontology annotation, molecular function: structural constituent of ribosome; mRNA binding. Gene Ontology annotation, cellular component: mitochondrial large ribosomal subunit; ribosome.